AUGUCUGAAACUAUCAAGGCCGUUGGCAUUGUCGGAGCGGUUGACAAUAUGGGCUCCGCUAUAUUCAAAAAGUUGACCGCAGCUGAUCAAUUCAAAGUCAGGGUCCUCGGGCGCAAUGGCUCUACUUCCAAGUUCGCAGACCAAGUCGACGUCGUCAACGUGGACUUUGAUUCUGUCGACUGGCUGACGGCAGCGCUUGCCGGCCAAGACGCUGUUAUUGCCGUGCUGGGCUUCCAUGCCCAGCCCAAGCAGGAAAACAUCGUCGACGCCGCCAUCGCCGCAGGUGUCAAGCGUUUCCUCCCGUCAGAGUUGGGGUCCAACUCGAACAAGCCCAACAUCCGCAAGCUUCGUCAUUUCGCUGAGGAAGCCUCCAUCUUUGACGGCGGCAACGUCCUAUUCAGCACUACGGCUGUGAACACCAUGACGGAUGCUAUCGUGGCUAUUCUAUCGCAACCUGAUGCAGCCAGUAACUGCGUUGUCUACGUCCAAGACGUCAAACUAAAGCAAAACAAACUGUUGAAGCUCACAAGGCAGGCGGAUGGGGACAGGCCGUGGACGGUUGAAAGCGUCAGCCUAGACACUCUGACUUGCAAGUCCGACGAGCCCGUGGCCAAGGGCCUGCUAGAGGAAGAAACGUUCGCACCCUAUGCCUGGCGGACAACGAGCUUCUGGGGCUUCUGGGGCUUUCGGGCAUGA
This is a messenger RNA of Metarhizium acridum CQMa 102, 696 nucleotides long. The record is from RefSeq and is a predicted model, not a curated record. Lineage: Eukaryota; Fungi; Ascomycota; Sordariomycetes; Hypocreales; Clavicipitaceae.